Miscanthus lutarioriparius is the source of this 537-nucleotide messenger RNA. The record is from the annotation of a GenBank genome assembly. Lineage: Eukaryota; Viridiplantae; Streptophyta; Magnoliopsida; Poales; Poaceae.
AUGGCACCAUCGUCCUCCACUCCACUUCACCAGCCAGCAGCCGCUGCACUUGUCUCCCGCCGCACCCAGCUCCCGCUGCACACCGCGCAGCUCAGCCCCCACAGGCCCACUUCCGAAGCCAAGAUGGGUCCUCUCGACGUCGAGGCCGGCGGCAACACCAUCAUCAGCGCCGACGCGGUCGUCACCGCGGCCGACAUGGUGGAGGCAACCCACGACGUGGCGAAGCUGCGGCGGGUCCUGGUGGGCGGCGGCGUUGGUAAGGCCGCGGCGGCGCUGUACCUGAUCCUGUUCAGGGCCCCGGCGGGGCUGUUCCUCCUGUCCGGGCCGUUGUUCCGCGCCUACUACUGCGUCUUGGCUGCCAUUGUCCUAGUCGGGGUGGGGGAGGCGUGGACGGGGCUCUGGCUCUCCCACGACGACGACGACGACGACCCUGCUCCUCUGCCACGCCGGCGCGCGGUGGGCGUGGCGGUGCUCUGGGCGUCGCUCCUGCCGCUGGUCCUACUGGCCGCGGUCGGAGGGUUCGCGGUCUUGAAGUGA